AGCACGAUAGCAACACACAACGCACUGACUGAGCACUGAGCUCUGCCCUGGGGGUGCUUCGCCUCGAAUCGCCUGCUGGUGCUUCUAGGGAGGUUCACAGGCUGGGUGUGGCAUUCAAGGUGUGUCUUUCUUUUUAUUGACUCACCGUCGGUAGCGGCUUAUACUCAGUGUAAAGUCCGCCUGUCUUGACAAGUGACAGCACCAGUCUAAGAAGAGACGAGUAUCUUCAGUUUGAGCUUUUUUUUGACCCGUCUGUCACUCACUCACUGGACAUUAAACUCUCGGUGGAGUCCAGCUUCCUAGUGCGGAACACUUUAAAAGCCGCCAGAGGUCUUCAAACAUGGCGAAUGUUUUAAUUUGCAACAUAUUCCUGCUGCUGAUCCUGUCCGUUGUGGAGUCGUGUUACCUCCCCAGCUCUCAGUACGUGUACGCGCCACGAACAAUACUGUCUGGACAGUAUGUCACAACAGUGGAAGUUGGAGACUGCGACACCAAAUCAAUCCACUUCACUGUAUACGAUCCAAGAUUUACAAUAUACAGUAAUGGGUCAGUCGAAGCUGCUGCUACAGUGCCAGUAGCAUGGGAGACAUUUUUUGUGUAUGUUGAAGACAACGUUGGCCAGCAAAGAGAGAUUGCAGUGCACCUCCACAAUACAAGGAAGGGGAAAGGGGACAGGCACACAGACCAAUCCUUCCUGAAGCGCUCAAAGAGGCGGUGGAGUCCCCCUCCCUUCAACAUACUAGAGAAUGAUGAGGGACCUUAUCCUAAAGAUAUUGAAAAGAUUGUGUCAGACACAGCAUCUGAUCAGGAAGUGUACUACACCUUCAGUGGACCAGGUGUGGAUAGGCCUCCAAUAGGAGUGUUCAGCCUAAGUAAGGAGUCAGGGAUGUUGUCUGUGCACAGAGCAGUGGAUCGUGAGACGUACCCAAAGUUUGUUGUAAUGACCAGGGUUUUUAACAGAUUCACAAAUAUGGAGACCGACUUACCUUUGGACAUUGAAAUAAGGAUUGAUGAUGUGAACGACAAUGCUCCAACAUUCAAAGAUGCUCUGCAGUUCACUGUGCCUGAGAAAAGUGAAAUAGGUGAAAUUGUGGGGUUGGUAAACGCUACAGACAGAGAUGAAGCGGGAAGCCUCCAUGUAAAGAUCAAGUACUCUCUAUUGAGUGGGUUGGACCUUUUUGCCAUCAACCCAGUGACAGGAAUCAUCACCACAAAAACCAACACACUGGACAGAGAGGUAAAGGACAAGCACAUGGUGCUGGUACAAAUCAAGGAUAUGAAUGGUGCAGUUAAUGGUCUGUCAAACACAGGAACAGCAACCAUUACUCUGACAGAUAUUAACGACAACCCCCCGACUUUUUCUAAACCAACUUAUGAGGCGAGUGUGCAAGAAAAUGAAAGUGAAAAACUUAUCCUCCGGAUUCCUGUUGAGGAUAAGGAUUUGAAAAACACACCAAACUGGGUUGCAAAGUUUCUUCUCACCAAAGGAAACGAGAAAGGAAACUUCCGAAUAGACACUGACCCCAAAACAAAUGAAGGUCUUUUGUAUGUCGCAAAGCCCUUGGAUUUUGAAAAAAACCCUAAAGUAAAUCUUGAGGUUUUGGCACGCAAUGUACCUGAUUUGAAAGGCACAAGCGCUACGUGGAAGUCCGUCCCAGUGAAUGUUGCGGUCAGCAAUGUUGAUGAAGGUCCAGAAUUCACAGCUCCUACAGUCCGCUACACCGUCAAAGAGAACACACCAAACGGCAGUCUAAUAGGAACUUACCAAGCUCUGGAUCCAGAGAGCAAGAGCGCUGAAGGCAUCAAUUAUUACAAGGCCACAGACCCUGCCUCAUGGAUUAACAUCAACAGAGACAAUGGAGAGAUUAGGGUUGCAAACACUAUUGACAGAGAGUCACAUUUUGUCAAGGAUGGAAUCUACACUACCACAGUGAGAGCUGUUGAUGCUACUUCCAAGACAGGUACAGGAACAGUGAUCAUUGUGGUGGAGGAUGAAAAUGACAACAAGCCAAUGAUCCCCCCUAAAGAGCUGGUGUUGUGUGAGAAGGAAGGAGAGCUGGGUUCUGUGCUAGUUACAGCUGAGGACAACGACCAGGCCCCCUUCUCUUCGCCCUUCAGCUUCAGUUUGCCUCAUGAUCAUGACGGCAAAUGGUCUUUGACAAGAUAUAAUGGCACAGCAGCUACGUUGAAGCACCUUAAAGAGCUUCCUACAGGGAUACACCAUGUUACCGUGGAGGUUAAAGAUCUGCAGGGCUUUGGUGAAGAACAGACGGCCAAAGUAAGGAUCUGCCAGUGCAAGAACGGAGUCUGCUUGGCCAAGGCAAGCAGCGUGUCAUUAGGGCCAAUGGGUAUACUGGCUCUGCUGUUGCCCCUGGCCCUCCUCCUCCUGCUCGGCCUACUACUCGCCUUUUUCUGUGCGACUAAGAGAGAGAAAAUGGAGCUUGAAGAUGUUGGAGACAGCGGAGGAAUCCUGCUCAAAUCAAACACUGAAGCCCCAGGAGAGGAAGUGGAUGCAAGUCUCAUCACUGUUCCCACCAUUAUUAACGACACAAUGGUGAAGGGCUCGGUUAAGGAUGUGAAUGCAGGAUGGCCGGGGACCAAGAGCAUGAGCACCAUGGGAGGCAUGGGUGCACAGGAUACUGGACUGUACACAACUGGUGGCACAACAACUGAGUACUAUACUGGCCAGUUUGGUGGCCGUUAUGGCUCAGGGUACAAUGGAGGUCAGCUGCUUGGUAGUGGUAUGGAGUUUGACAGCAGAUACGUUGCCCAGGACUCAUCUUUUCUUCAAACCUGGCAGACAAAUGGCCGCUAUCUACAACAGAAGCUGCCCUACCUUGGAACAGAGGACGACGGACGCUAUGCAGAGGACAUCAUCCACUCCUAUGGGUACGAGGGGGUGGGCUCUAACGCUGGCUCCGUGGGAUGCUGCAGUGAAUUUGGCGACACUGAGAACCUCGAAUUCCUAAACACACUGGGACCAAAGUUCAAAAGUCUGGCAGAAGUCUGCAAGAAGACAUGAACAGUACAGCUCAGAAUGAAUGGUGUUGAAUUUUCACAGUAUGUAGAGAGGCCUAGGAAGUGAAUGUUUGGUCCGCCCCUGAACAAGAAUGAGAGAAAGAAUCAGCAGGUGGCAUCAAUGUGUGCACACUGCUCCGCUAUUGCUUAUUGUUGUAAGUUAAUUUUUUUUGGCUGUUUUUUGGUUAAGUCUUUUGCACUGAAAACUAUGCAUAUGCAGUAAGUUGUACAUACUUUGUGUUGUGUGUUAUGUGUUGUUCGCUUUUAGAGGUUUGUUUUUUCAUUCAUCAAUCAGCUGUACCUGCUUGUCCUUUCAGUGGGUGGCAGAAGCUGGUUUUACUGGUUGAGUGUGGCAGUUGUUGUCAUAUAAGGGUUUUCUAUCAAUAAAUAACACAUCUGGGUAUUUUAA
Messenger RNA from Notolabrus celidotus (New Zealand spotty), 3427 nucleotides. It is a transcript of the gene dsc2l, whose product is annotated as desmocollin 2 like. Gene Ontology annotation, cellular component: postsynaptic density; plasma membrane; intercalated disc. The transcript has 16 exons. Bases 341 to 3022 code for a protein of 893 amino acids. The record is from RefSeq and is a predicted model, not a curated record. Gene Ontology annotation, biological process: regulation of axonogenesis; synapse assembly; multicellular organism development. Lineage: Eukaryota; Metazoa; Chordata; Actinopteri; Labriformes; Labridae. Gene Ontology annotation, molecular function: calcium ion binding; cadherin binding.